Molecule: messenger RNA, 6472 nt
Organism: Daphnia magna
Lineage: Eukaryota; Metazoa; Arthropoda; Branchiopoda; Diplostraca; Daphniidae
Gene: mmd
Exons: 23
Coding region: 648-5129 (1493 amino acids)
Biological process (GO): membrane protein ectodomain proteolysis
Molecular function (GO): metalloendopeptidase activity
Source: RefSeq, a predicted model, not a curated record
UUUUGCUCAGCACAUUUCGCCCAGCACCGUCGAGUGCCGACGAGACACUGAACUGCGUGAAGCCAGGACAGAGGGGUGUUCCAAACUUUCCAGUUUUCGAAUACCGCAGACGUGAGUGUGUGUUUGUGUGCAUUGUUUCGCUACGAAAACGUCAUCGGUGUUUUACAGCUUCCCUUCGUACUAAAACGUUCUAAAUUUCUAGAAAGAUUCUUUUUUUGAUUGGAACGUGUUUCAUCUCUGACGACCGCUGCAGUGAUUUCGUGUAAGUGUUCAAUUCUUGCUCCUCUACGCACACAGUUUGGAAUUCUUUAUUUUGUAAAAAGUGACUUUGUGUGGCAGUCGUAUUGGUGCCAAAGUGUGCUCCAACGUAAUAAUUCCACAGUCGUAAAUCCCGCCAUUUUCAACUUAUUCUGCUGAAAAACAUUCUGUGCAUGUGCGAGUGAUAAAACGCAAUUUCAGCAGAGCAGUCCAGGAAACAAGAGUACUUUUUUGGGAGGAAGGGAGAGAAAAUAAUAAGUUUUCCCUUUUUCUUUUUUCUUUUUUUCAACCUUUGCCCCCUCUUUUAUUUUACAACGCCCUCUAAAAAAAAGUGCCCGUCGACGCCAUCGUAAUAAUCCAAGGGGAGGGUUGAAAAGGGGGGCCAUGAGAUGACAAAAAUGUCGCGGAUAUUGCCACUGCUUCUGUUCGUCUUCCUCGUCAACGGACAAAUCCCCAAAAGAGAUUCGUCGGACACGUUGGACGAUUCCUUUUGGACCGAGGAGACAUCAGUCGGUGAUGUGGAGAAGUUGCUCAAGGAGCACCGGGAGAAUCAGGACCUGGUGCGAUCGAUAGGUGGCAGUCAUUACCAAAUCGUCUUCCCCGUUCAAUUGAGACAUCGUGAAAAGAUGGGCAUUUCUACACGUGAAAUCGGUGCCGCCAAGACUAUGGAGCGACCGUCUGAAUCUAGCAGGAUGAAUGAACGCUACAGCACUCAGCAGCAACAGACGGGCAAACAUUACCACCGAACGUCGCUGCUAAUCAAAGCCUUCAGCCACAAGUUCCGACUCGACUUGGAAUUGAACUCGCAGCUGUUGGCGCCCAACUUGAUCCAAAAGCAUUUUCUGCCCGGCGGAGUUGAGCAGUUCUCCAAACAGGAAAUUGAACACUGCUAUUACCAUGGGACUGUCAAGGACUACCCCGGUGCUGUGGCUGCCUUCCGGACGUGCAGCGGAGUCAGCGGAAUAAUCCACAUUGGCAACGAGACGUUUGUCAUCCAUCCGUUUUACGGUGGCGAUUUAUCGCAGCGGAAACACCCUCACGUCAUUUUCGAAGCACGCACAAAAGUGAAGCAAAUGUGCGCCAACACGGGAAUGUUGGAAUGGGGACUGCGCUCCGGAAACUAUCGCGGAGGUAAAAAUCAGAAGAAUUCGCCGAAAUCCAACGAGCGACAAAAGAGAGACGUCCGUGAAGUCACGAAAUACGUAGAAACUGCCCUCGUUCUUGACAAAGCCAUGUUUGAAAAGCGAAAUGGUAGCCGAAGAAUCGAAGUCGUUCAGGACGCUAUUCAAAUAGCUAAUAUCGCUGAUUUGUAUUUCCGCACGCUUAAUACACGCGUCUCGGUCGUGUAUAUUGAAACGUGGGCGAGCGAGAAUCAAGCGCUCAUCGACCGAUCACAGGACAUUCACCGCGCGCUGCUCAACUUUAACGAUUACAUUUCGCGCAAACAUUACAACUUCGAAAAGGACACCACUCAACUUCUCUCUGGCGAGACGUUUGCGGGCGUCUCCGGCAUGGCAGCACCUGACACGAUUUGCACGGUUAAAUCGGUUGGACUGAGCGUCGAUAUCAAUCCGUACGAGCCUCACCUGGUGGCAGGUACAAUGGCUCAUAUGAUUGGCCACAAUAUCGGAAUGGGUCACGACGAUGGACGUGACGAAUGCCACUGCGGAGAUUGGCAUGGCUGCAUCAUGUCGCACUCCAUUAUGGGCUUGGAUAACGUCCAGCCGUACAAAUUUUCCGAGUGCAGCCUCUCCGACUAUAUCGACACGCUCCGCAUUGGUCACGGCCUCUGCCUCUUUAACCGACCCAAUCAGCUGGGAGAUUUUCGCACGUGCGGUAACGGGGUUGUUGAGGUUGGCGAAGAGUGCGAUUGUGGAACAAUCGAGGAGUGUCACGAAUCUGAUCCGUGCUGUGAUCCCAUCACGUGCAAAUUGACAGCCGAAGCGGAAUGCGCUUCCGGGCCGUGCUGUGACGAUUGCAAAUUGCGUCCUAAAGGCUAUCUCUGCCGAGAUGCUACCAAUGAAUGCGAUUUGCCGGAAAUUUGUGACGGACGUUCGGGCCAGUGUCCGUUAGACAUUUUUAAGAAAAAUGGCAACCAGUGCGAAAUCAAUAAAGGCUACUGUUUUAACGGUGUGUGUCCCACAUUGGACAGCCAAUGCCGACUCAUAUGGGGCGAUGGUGGACUGUCGGCUGAUCGCAAAUGUUUUGAGCAAUUUAAUUCGCAAGGAUCGAUUAAUGGCCAUUGCGGAUUGGAUUCACAAAACAAUUAUAUUCGUUGCGAUGCAGAGCAUGUCAUGUGUGGCUCUCUUCAAUGCCAAAUGGGCACACGUUACCCGAUCGUGGCCGGAAUGGAUCAAAUGUAUUCGAGGACUGUGGUUUCCAUGGCCGGUCGUGAAUUUGAGUGCAAAAUCACGAGUGGGACUGUUGCAGCAGCUGAUUUGCCUGACCUAGGGAUCGUGCGGGACGGAACGCCCUGCGGAAACAAUUUGAUUUGCAUGAACAAGACGUGCAGCAGCAUCUAUCCUUACAUUGACCGGUCGAAAUGCCCGAGCAACAAUGUAGCGCUGGAUUGCUCCGGUCACGGCGUCUGCUCUAAUGUCAAUUCAUGUUUUUGCGACGCUGGAUGGACGGGUCACGAUUGCUCUACCCAAACGAAUGACAGUUACAUUCGUAGUGGCCAUUCUGGUGACAAAUCUGGAUUGGGAGCUGCGGAAGCAUCGGAACGAGACGCUUCACACGCCGGCGCCUUAGGCACUGGUGCUCCUCCGCCGUUGAAUGGCGUCACCACCCUGAAACCGGAAGCGCAAACGAGCAACAGCAAAACCACCUCUUACGUAGACCGCAGUGGUCACAGCACGGUGUUUAUGGUGGUGAUGCUGGUCUCGGUAGUAGGGGGCGUAUUUAUCGUCUUUGCCCUAAUGGCCCUCUGCUACAGGUCAGUGGUGGUACACAGAAACCUCUCCCUUUGCCUCAGAAGGAAGAGUACCAUGCCGAAAUACGACCCACCGUAUCUGAAACGACCGUUAGUCAACCCAUCAGGACAAAUGAUGACGUUGCCGAAACCUCCUGGUAGCGGUGGAGGUAAUCCUGGCGGAGGAGCGGGUCCUUCAGGAAUGGGUGGAGCUCCUGGACCGUCUGGCAUUAGCAAUGCAACGGCCAAUCAUCACCACACGACGUCCAUGUCAACAGAUGCUCUCUCUUUAGAAGCGGGGGCCAAAGGCAUCUCUUUCGGCACGAUGCCUUCGUACAACAAUCGAUUUCCUGGGCCCGGGAACGCUCAGCUCCAACAGCAUCAACAUCAUCAUCAUCAACAGCAACAGCAGCAACAUAUUGUCCAGCACAUGAAACAACGCCAGCAUCCGCACAUGGAUGGAAUCAGUUCAGCGUCGCACAGCCACGUCAACAGUCCCAAUUCCACACCUGCUCAUCAUGGCAUCAGCAAUCACAUUAUGCAAGCGUCUGCUAGUGAGGAUGAAACCCUCCAGUCUGGUGAAGAUGAAGGGACGGCCUUCUUGGACGGAAUGCCGCAAUCCAACAAUUUGUCCGGCUCCGGGAUCAACAAGCAACCGGAGAAGGGCAUUCUCAAGAAAUCCGGUGGAGGGGUGUACGGCUCGGUUGGUGCAGGCGGAGGAAUCAGCUCAUCCCAGCAGCAGCUGGCCGGUGGAGGCGGACAUGGUCCGUUGUUGACUUUGCCCCUCGGUCGGAUGAACAGCGGUUCGUCGAUGAUGAUGAACAAGGAGAAAUGGAGCGAAGAGUCGCAGUCGGACAAUCAAGAAGUCAUGUCCGUUUUACUGUCACCAGAUGGCGGUAGUAGCCGAAUAAGCGACCGGCUGGGUGCGUCCAGCCUUUCAGACGUUGAGCGCACUCUGAAGAGCCUCAACGGCUAUCACGAAGACAUCCUUCAAGCUCUUCGGAGUGCGGCGGCCAGCCAGCGAAGUGCCAGCACGGCCAGUUUGUCGGAUGAGUUGCGGAAGUCAUUUGCGGAAUCGUACGCAGAUUACUUCCCUCCGCCAGACUACCUGUCGAUGCGAAGCCUCAACAAUCACGACAAACACGGUGGUGUUGGCGGUCGUGGGGGCGUCAUGGGGCCGGGCAGCAGUGUCAGUAGCACUAGCGAGAGAUUGCCCGGAUUGGCCAGCCCUCUGCCUGGCGGAGGUCCGCUAGGCGUUGGCGCACAUGGCGGAGGUGACAGCGGUGACGAAGGCGACCUGGUGCCGCCCUGUGGACCGAUUCGCAUCCGCAACCUGGAGGACCUCAUCCGUCAGCUGGAACGGCACAGCGCGCGUCACACUAGUCCGAACGGUUCGGAGGACAUCCGCAUGUCUGAAACGGAAGCGGAUCGCCAUUACCGGCUCAUGGAGGCCGCAGCCGGAGGCGGUGUCCCCGGUUUAGGAGCUUCUGAUUCCCAAUCAGGUAGCGACGCCUUGCGAUUUGUCUACGGCCGUUAUCGACAGCCGACUUCCGUGCCGGGCAUCAGCCUUUACGAAACUACCAGCAACGAGAACAAUCACGACCACGACGACAUCAAACACGGUGGACAUGGCAGCGGUGAUCCGGGUGACUCCGACGAAAGUGACAGUGACGUCGUGCUAGGAGCGGAUCAGGAGCGGCUGUUUAUCGACGAUCCAUUGCUGCUGAGUCGUGGAGGUCCCGAAGAACUCGGCUACGGACCGCCCUUGUCUCCGUCCGGCAACUCGGAAGAGUCUUACACUGUCGAUGACGGGACAACAACUGUGUCGUCUUCUUAUCCGUCGGGUUCCCGUUCAGCCGUUAGCGCUGAUGAAUCUCAUCGAGUGGCUGCAGCAGCCGUUGAAGCUAUUGCCGCAUCUCCUCACAUUCGACCAGCCAAAUUUCCCGAAUACAAACACUAAAUGAAUGUGUGUGAUGUGUAUGGAAACAAAACAAGUGCGUAACGUUCUAGCCACCGUAUCGUGUAACUCGCUCCCCGUCAGAACAAACAAACAUAGAAAUGUGCGUGUGCGUGUGGACUCGAUAAUUUUGUAUUGCUCACACAUAAUUGCGGCCACAUUUUCAAUUUCAUUUCGUGAAUUUUCCCUCUCCCGUCAACCGUGUGCUCGUGUAUUAUUCUGCGUACAAAUGACGGAUGAUCGGGUAAUGAACUCGAUCAUCCCAGAGAUGAAGAAAACCGGUUUCAUUCUUUUUCAGACUGCUACUACAUUUACAUCCACACUGAUUGAUUAAAUAUUGCAUAUGCUUCCAAUUUUGACGGUCCGCAUGUUUGGAUUCGUUUGGAUUUCUUAGUAUUGUAUUUAUACUCUUUCAGAAGUGACAAAUUUCCAGUUGUCUAAAGAAAGAGAAAAAAAAAUUAGAUCGUCGUCGUCGUUUGUUCUAAUUACAUAUACAUAAUUUAUAUAUAUAAGAGCGUGGAUGUGAAGCAGUGCGUAAUCGUUUGAUUAAGGUUUAAAUAGUUAUGCCUAAGAAAUUGUAGAGAGAUUAUCCUCCAGUUCCACUUUAUUUUGUUCCUUUUUGCACCAUUUGACUCUUUACUUUCACGAAAUUUACAUGAGAAAAGCUAAUCAGACUAAUUCUUUUCGAGUAAUGUACGCGUUACUUAUUAAGAUAACUUUUGCCGUUCAUUUCCUCGUCGAUUCUUUUCACAGCUGAUAUUCUGACGGAUCCCGUAUGAUAACAUGUGUUGAUUCAUUAUUUUCCCCAUCAAUCAUUGUGGACUAUUAAUUUUGUUUUGUCAUUUUCCAUCUCUCGUUCUCUUUUUCAUCAUCGAUGCUCAUUUGUUUGUACGUUUUUGGCUAGUUCUCGCUUGCCCAAACACUUGGCAAAUUUUCAAGGCGAAUGAAGCCAAAACGGAACUGACAAGAAGACAAGAAAAGUAUGGUAAUAUUAAGUGCUUAUGUUUUAUCACAGCAUUUAUUAAGAAAUGUUUCAGCCCUGCCCUAUCUUAGCCUCGCCGAUUUUUGUUUUCUAAAAAAUUACGCUCGAGUGAAUGAAAUUCUCCUCAGACCCUGACCGUUCAGUUUCGAAUUGAAAAUUUAAGUAAAAUGCAAAGUAUUAAAAAGUAUACCGAGUAAACAACAACAACAAAUUACCAGCUGCUGGUAUCUACAUCUCAAUAUUGUUAUAGUUGAAUGUGUCUCUGUAUACGGUGUGUGUCAGCUGUCAAAUUGAGACGAUGAUAAGACAUAACGAUGAUAAACUGACGACUGAUCCAAUAAUAAAAAACAAACAAAAGACAAAA